This is a messenger RNA of Plasmodium gallinaceum, 2181 nucleotides long. Its product is annotated as conserved Plasmodium protein, unknown function. The transcript has a single exon. Lineage: Eukaryota; Apicomplexa; Aconoidasida; Haemosporida; Plasmodiidae. The coding region runs from base 1 to 2181 and encodes 726 amino acids. The record is from RefSeq and is a predicted model, not a curated record.
AUGAGCCCAAAAGAACGAGAAGUUAAAAAAUAUGGAUCUGAUAAAAAAGAACAGACAUCUCUUUCUUAUAAAGAGUUUUUAUUAAAAUGUGAAAGUGAAGAAGAGUGUGAUUAUAAAACAAAAAUAAAAAUAAAAAUAGGAAAUAAUCAAAGAAUAAUGUUAUUAAUUAGACAUUACAAUGAUGAAUAUUAUUUAAUAAUUCAUCAACAAAAAUUAAUAGUAGCAUAUCCAAUGAUAUAUAGAAAAUUAGCUCCUCAAAAAUCAUUAUAUAGUUAUAAAGAGUUUUAUGAAAAGGGUGAUGAAAAAUAUGAAGUUCAAAAUAAAAGAGGAAAGGAGAGAUGUGAAAAAUAUGAUUUUAGUAAUCAUGAAAGAACAUCAAUUCCUAUAUUCGAAGGAUUCAAUGAUAAGCCAUUUUCUAUUUGUUGUUCUUGUAUUGAUCUACCUCAUUUAUAUGAAUCAAUUAAUAAUAUUUAUUCUGGGAUACCAAAAAAUAUGAAAUUACACUGUCCGCGUGAUAAUGAAAUUAAUAGAAAACUAUAUAAAGAAAGAAUGGUAUCUAUUAAAAAAACGAUUAGGCAUUUAUUGCCUUUUUAUGCGAUAUUUCGUUUUAAAAGUGAUGUAAAAAUAUUUCUCGUUUUUAAUAUUACAAUUAUUAAAAAGGAAAAAAGCUUUUCCGAAUAUUACCAAUUAUAUAAGGAUAAAACUGAUUUAACUAGUUUAAGUCAUAGAUAUGUAUUAGAUGAGACACCACAACAUAUAAAAUUAUUUGAUGAUAAAAUAUUUAAUAUUGAAUAUUCCUCAUUUGCUUUUGAUAAUAUUAAUAUUCCUACUAUUUAUAACAACUAUUUAUUAUAUCCAUUUUACCCAGAGGAGUUGCAUAAUAUAAAAUAUGAUACAUUAGAUUAUGGGUGUUCUUAUAAUAAAUCCAUUAAAUUUGAAUGUAUUGAAAAUGAUGAAACAAAAUGUAUAUAUACAAAUUCUACUUGCUUAAAAAAGUCUCUUUUAAUACCAAAAAACUAUGUAUCGGAUAAAAAUGAUGUAUGUGGAUUAAUUGGAUAUAAUGAUGAAUCUAUUACAAGAAAUGAGAAUUGCAUAGAAGCAUCAAGAUGUAUAAGAAAUACUGUAGAAUCAUAUUUAAAUAAAGCUCAAGAAAUUACAAAAGGAAAUGAAGAAAUAAUGACAAAAUUACCUAUUAUUAAUGGAAAAUAUCCACAUUAUAUUUUUAAAAAAAAAAAUUAUGAUAUAGACACACCAGAUAAAAGAACAAUUAAUUUUUUUUCUGAUCUCAAUAUAGAUCAUUAUAUAGCAUAUGAAUAUUUUAAAGAAGACAGAACAGAAUUUACAAUAACUAUAAAAAAUAUAAAAAAAAAAGAUAUACUUCAAAGUUAUAAAAAUUUUGAAUAUAAAGAGAAAAAUUUUAAAAGUAAUAAGGAUAGUUGCAACUCUACAUGGUGCACUGAUAAUAAAGCUAAUAUGUAUUAUAAAACUCAAGAUGAACCAAAAUUAGAAGAAAUAAAAGAAAAUUUAUAUGAUGGAACUGUUUUUUAUUUAGAAACUUUAAAUGAGUUAAGAAUUAUUAAUAUUUUAUAUUCUGAUAUAUGUGAUGAAUUAAAUAAAAGUUCUUGUGGAGUGCUAGUUCAUAUAUGGAAUCCCUCUAAAGAAGCCAUAAAAGCUAGGUUAAAAUUACAAUGCAUUUUAAAUGUGGAAGAAAAAUAUAUUGACGAAAAAAAUCUUGUUUUUGAAGAAGGUGUUUAUCAAUUUUUACAUUUUUUUAAGGUUCCUUUAGAUAAAUUUGAAUACUUCAGAAACUGCACUGUUUAUGCUUAUGGUGCUUUUAAAUUAUAUGAUAGCCAAACUUAUGUUCAAUAUAAAAAAGGAUUUUUUAGAAAUCUUUUAAGUGAUGAAACUAAUGAUGUUAGUGGAAUCAAAUUUUAUUCAGAAGGUAUCAAAAGAUUUAUUUGUUGUCAAGAAGAUGUUCAAAUUUGUAAAAUUAAAAAUAUUCCCAUAUGUGAUACAAGUAAUUCCUUUAAUUUAAUCAAAAUCUUGAUUUCCAUAUUUUUAAUUUUUUUUAUUCUUAUUCCUCUUGUAUAUUAUGCUAAUAAAAAGAAAAACAACCGUAGCCAAAUAAAUGAUAGCAAUAGUAAUCAUGCUUCUUUUAAUAAAAAUGAAAAGAAUAGAUAA